CUGUCAUGUUCGUCCAUCGCAUCUUGGCUGUCGCUGCCCGCACCCCGCGCUUCUCACUUGCUGGAGCACGUGCGCUCCACGUCGAAGCGUCUAAGGCUUCGAUCACGGACGCCAUCUCAAAGGAGAAGGUGCUCGUGUUCUCCAAGACCCACUGCCCUUACUGUGCGCGCGUCAAGGGAACGUUGGAUGUGCUGGACGCCAAGUACGAGGUGGUGGAGCUGGACACGCGUGAUGACGGUGCCGAUAUCCAGUCGCUGCUGCUGGACAUCACAGGCCAGCGCACCGUGCCCAACGUCUUCAUCAAUGGCAAGCACAUUGGCGGCUGCGACGAUGUCUUGACGCUGCACACAAAGAGCGAGCUGGUGCCUAUGCUCGAAAACUAAGCUGAGGACUAUAAACUGCGCUGUAGAACAUGUUGAUCUAACUAAACAUGUGCAUUUGCCAAAGCUUUA
This is a messenger RNA of Phytophthora infestans T30-4, 452 nucleotides long. RefSeq names its product glutaredoxin. The transcript is spliced from 2 exons. The coding region runs from base 6 to 383 and encodes 125 amino acids. Gene Ontology annotation, cellular component: cytoplasm. Gene Ontology annotation, biological process: cellular response to oxidative stress. The record is from RefSeq and is a predicted model, not a curated record. Gene Ontology annotation, molecular function: glutathione disulfide oxidoreductase activity. NCBI's taxonomy places the organism in Eukaryota, Oomycota, Peronosporomycetes, Peronosporales, Peronosporaceae.